Molecule: messenger RNA, 1605 nt
Organism: Diospyros lotus (date-plum)
Lineage: Eukaryota; Viridiplantae; Streptophyta; Magnoliopsida; Ericales; Ebenaceae
Exons: 6
Coding region: 405-1406 (333 amino acids)
Source: RefSeq, a predicted model, not a curated record
GGAAGAAGAAGAAAGAUGGUUGAGGAGGCGUCCAACACACAACUGCUUCCUCCCAGAUUUGGCUUUGGGCUUCUUCUUCUUUUCUUUUCUUCUUGCUUCACAAUCUCAACUUUCUUCGAUAUUCUGUUCCUGAAAUCCAUGCUUGGAAAGUAUAUGCAUUUGGUGUUUGUUUGUGGAUGCGUUAAGGUUCUAUAAUUCCUUUCCGUUUUCUUGGUUUUUCUCUCUGGCUCUUUGGCAUGCUGCUUUUUCUUGUUCACGAGCUCUGGAAUUCAGCAACUCUGCUCAGCCCAUGUUAUUGUUGAGUCAGUUGCAGUAGAUUAACGAAAUUGUGGAGCUCAGCUGCAAUUGGGUAAUUUGCCUAUUGCUUGGAAUUGGAGAUUACUGCACUUUGAGUUCCAGGAUUAAUGGAUGACAGCUUACAUAUCCGAAGGAAACACAGUACUGAACCUUCUAGUGGGAUUCACCUAACAAUGCCUAGUUUUCUCAUGCAGCUCCAUGGUAAACUUGAGAAGUCCAUUAAGUCACAUCUAAAGGCAUCAAUGAAAAAUAAUGGCGGGGUGAAGUCGGCAACCUCCAUCCCAGAGAAGGAUAGAAGGUCGUCUACUGCCUUGGAUGCUGAUCUUGAGAAGCAAUUGCAAGCUUGGAAAGUAAAUCCUAGUUGGGUUGAUCAAUCCCCAGAGAUAAAGGUGACAGUACCCAAAGGUUCUCUUUGCAACCUGAACGUGAAAGUCAAUGUUGGCCUGCCCCCAGAUGCUGUAUACAACAUCGUGACAGACCCUGACAAUAAGAGGGUCUUCAAGAAUAUUAAGGAAGUACUAUCCAGAAGGGUCUUGGUCAAUGAAGGUCACAGGCAGGUUGUUGAAGUUGAGCAAGCAGCUCUAUGGAGAUUUCUUUGGUGGUCGGGGACCAUCUCUGUUCAUGUCUUAGUAGAUCAGAACAGAGAAGACCAUACAAUGAAAUUCAAGCACGUGAAAACGGGGUUUAUGGAAAGAUUUGAAGGCUGCUGGAAAGUCGAACCUUUGCUCGCUGAUGAAAAGUUGUGUCACCCCAUUAUACCUAAAACCUUGGAAGACUAUGUUGCAUGCACCGGAGGGAAAGGAAGGCUCGGAUCAAAAGUGAGCCUUGAGCAAAUCAUCCAGCCAUCUUUUGUGCCACCUCCUCCCAUUUCCUGGUAUCUUAGGGGAAUAACCACAAAAACCACGGAGAUGCUGAUUAAUGAUCUGCUUGCCGAAGCUGCUAGAAUCCGGGCCGAUUCUGAUCAGAAUACAGGAGAGAUUGGGACGCUCCAAAGAUCAUUUGACGAAUACCAAGUGGCUCAAACACUAGACAUCAAACGAAGAUGGGCCUUUCACCGGAGAAGCACAAGGCGAUUGCAGAGAAGGUCGCCUCUGCUUGUUAAUCACUAAUUUUCUUUAAGCUGCAGUUCCUAUCUCGCGAUUGGUUCUCGUCUUUUGUGCAUUAAAUGUUGCUAUCCUUUUUCCAAAUGAAGAUCCAAAACCAGGGUUUCUGUCAUUUCCAUUGACGUUGUCUUCCCAAUUUGGUUGCUAAUGUCAAGCUGGAGAACUGAUAGAAUUGUGACUUAUAUGAAACUUCUCAGUUGGGUUA